Messenger RNA from Gastrolobium bilobum, 2051 nucleotides. RefSeq lists its product as uncharacterized. The record is from RefSeq and is a predicted model, not a curated record. Bases 27 to 2051 code for a protein of 674 amino acids. NCBI's taxonomy places the organism in Eukaryota, Viridiplantae, Streptophyta, Magnoliopsida, Fabales, Fabaceae. The transcript has a single exon.
AAUUUGGAGGCUGAAGAAUAUUCGGCAUGUUCAGGUUAUCUCCCCGGAGGAGUCAAAGAUCUAAGGGCUUCAAGGUGAAGCAUGCUCUACAAUUAUGUGUUCUGCUUGGCGUUUGUAUAUGGCUGGUUUACCAAAUCAGGCACUCUUAUGAGAAGAAAGCAUCCUAUGGUGAAAGCAAAAAAGCUGGCAAUGAGGUUGCCAAGUUAGGGAGGAAAGACCUCCAUCCUCGUGUGGAGGAAACUUCUGUCAUAGAUAUAAGGCACAAGGAGGAGGAGGAUGAACAAGAAAACAAGCAUGAAGAGCCAAACAAACUGGACGAUGUUAAUGGUGUGGUGGAAGAUGAGGUCUUAAUGCAAAAGCAAGGGGAAAAUAACCAUGAAGAGAAUUCUGAGCAUAGGCAGGAUUCUAUAGACCAAGAGAAUGAAGAAAGUUCUGAAAAUGCUAGGACGGACAUGGAAAGUGAGCAGCAUAUAGAGAAAUUCGGUGAAGAGAAUGAUAAUAUGGACAACAAGGAGAAUGAUAGUACAGUGAAGGAGAAUGAAGAGAUCAAAAGUGAAGUGGAGGACAAAGAAACUGGAGAAAAUAGAGAGGAAAAGAGUCAGCAAGAGAAUGAAGAGAUCAAAGACCAUUUGGAGGAAAACAAUGAGCAAGAUAGUAAAGAAGAGAAGGAGGAGACCAAUGGAACAGAAGCAGAGAAAGAAGAGCAUGAUAAGAUUCAAGAAGAAACUUCAUCUGAAAAUCAGGUUCAGGAUGGGGAAAGGAACAACCAGGAGCCUAGAGAGGAACAAUAUGCAGGUGAUAACGCUUCUAGUGCUGUUGACAAUAAAUCACAAGACUUCUCAGAUGAAAGUCAUAACAAGACAGAACAAUUUGACAAAAAGGAAGAGAAUGAAAUUGAGUUGGAAUCUCAGAAAAAUGGUACUGAAACUACUGAACUGACUGAUUCUACCGUCACAACAAACAACCAGGGAAAUAAUCAUGAGGAUGAGGCACAGACAGAGAAUGAUUCACAGAAGAAUUCAAUGUCAGAGUCAGAUGAGAAGCAGCAAGAGCAGAAUAACCCCAUAAAAGAUGAUGUAGAAACUGUGGACUCAUCGCUGCAGAAUGGGACUGACACAACAUCUUAUACAACUGAAAAACAGAAUGAAACACCUGAAAAUGAAAACUCCAAGAUAGAGGACUCUAACAUGCACAAUACAACAUCAAAAACGGAAGAUUCUAACUCAGAAGCCAACGGGGAUCAGGCUGAUUCCACAUCCACAUCUUCCUCAGGAACCCAUGAGACCAAUGCAAAUAAUGGAGAAUAUAAGGACACCACUAGUAAUUCUGUUCAGAAUGAAAACCCCAACAACGAUUCUGUCCAAGAAGGAACAAAAGAGAAUGUUGUAUCAACCAACACAUUUGACAACAUAGAUGCUAGCCAAGAGGUUCAACACACUUCCUCUGAUACUUCAUCAGAACAAAAGAAAGAUGAGUCCUCGAAUGCAGAAAAUAAUAGCCAUUCUGAGCAGAAUGACAAAGAAAACUCUGCUCAAAGCAAUACAAACAGUGAUGGAAGUGCUGAUGACAACAAAGAUGCUAACCAGGCAAAUUCCUCCGGUACUUCAUCUGAACAAAACAGUGAGGGAUCCUCAAACUCAGAAAAUAGCAGUGAUACUAACCAGAAUAGCUCAAACAGCAAUGAAAAUGCCAAUGACAAUGGGAAUGCUAGUCAUGAUGACCCAAUCAGUGCUUCUGAUUCAUCCAUUCCUGAAGAGAAAGAUGCAUCCUCAAAUAAUAAUGCUGAUGCAGAGCAGAAUGAGAAUGAGAACACUGUUCAGAGCAAGACUAGUGAAGAAAAUGAAGGUGGUGCUCAAAAUGAAUCAGUUGAGUCACAAAAAGAGAAAGAGGAAUCUGCACACUCAGACGGAGACAGCAAUUCUAAGUUGAAUGAUGAAGGAAGUUCUGAUUCUUCAAUCCCUCAGGAUGUUAAAGAAUCUCGCGUGGACUUGGAAACUUUGCCAGAAACCAAUGCAGAAAGCAAUAAUAAUGAUGCUACUGCUGCAGAGUAA